Molecule: messenger RNA, 3421 nt
Organism: Neurospora crassa OR74A
Lineage: Eukaryota; Fungi; Ascomycota; Sordariomycetes; Sordariales; Sordariaceae
Product: WD domain-containing protein
Exons: 3
Coding region: 693-3071 (792 amino acids)
Biological process (GO): proteasome-mediated ubiquitin-dependent protein catabolic process
Cellular component (GO): nucleus
Molecular function (GO): protein binding; protein-macromolecule adaptor activity
Source: RefSeq, a predicted model, not a curated record
CAUGGGUGGUCAGGCCAGGUCAGGUCAGGUUUCCAUGGCUGUCGAUUUGGUUGCCCGGCAAACCUAGGUACUCAAGUGGGAACUCAGCAAAAGCGUAGGUACUUCUAGGAACUGAACCACGCAAGGGAAAUCCACAACAGAAACGAACAACCAAAUCCAAUUCCAUCACAUCUCCACCUACGCAUUCAAUUUCAAGUCCAUACUACCAAGGACACACUUACACCAGAAACCGACAUAGACAUACCCCUUCCGGCCGCACCACUUCACUCAGAGGACCCAUACUACUACGACCAAAUCCGCCAACCAAUAAACUCGGCGCCAAUACCUUACGCCCCCCCCGGCCGCCUACCUUGUCUCUCAACGACGACCUCGACCUCCCGUCCUUCUUCAAGCUCAGCCUGCUUGCUGCACACAGCCUAGCCUGCAACUUCGACGUCAGCCCUUGUCCAAUAUCCAGUCGACACUUGCCAGCAAUACCUCUGCGCCAGCUGUUGCUCAACUGAUUCUGUACAAAUAUCCAUCACCACAGCCUGUUCUCUGUCUCCGCGUACCCUUGCCAUCGGCGGCCCCUCGCUGCCAGGUCGCGCGCAUCCAGCGUCGCCGGCCCCGUGUACAUCGUCUCUAGGUAUCGUGUUGCAUAAGCGGCCUGGACCCAGCUCUUCGCUCUGGUAGUCGAAGAGAAUCCUUUCGCCAUGGCCGAUAACUCCAACAGCACUUCAACCCCUUUGGGAGUUAAGAGCUCGUCGUCGUUGAACACCAGCAACAACAUUCCCCCCAUUCCGUCCUCUCCUCCUCCGCGAAGCGCAGCCAAGGAACGUCGAAACCCGUCCAUCACCCCCCGGAAAUUCAGGCGCUUCUUUACUCCCCGAGUCAUAGCGAAUAACCACCCCAGCGCUUCCCAAAGAGCUCUUCGUGAUCUAGCCGGUCCUCUCAUAGAACGAUCUCAUACUCCAUCCAGUCCUCUCAGGCCCAUCUCGGAAGAGGAAAUCCCAGAUGUGUUACCGAGCCUUCAGGAUGGCCAGAGAAGCUCCAAGCGUCGAAAGAUCACUCAUGCUUCAACACCCAAGAGGGCUGAGGCAUCGCACGUAUCCCACCUACCCUCUCCUGCAGCCACAUCCCCAGCCUUACUUUCGACUCCCGAGUUGAAGCACGAUCGUCUCGGCAGUCCGAUCCAUUCUAUUCGGAAGCUACCAUCCCAAUUGGCCCUCGAUGGAGAUGAGGCUGAGUCGGAAGAAAGUGAUGAUGAUGAUGAUGGGCAAGAGCUGCCAACCACACGACGUCGGCCAAACCGUGCGCCUAUACAGUUGGAUCGUCGUGGAUUGGGAGCUCAACUGGUGCAGCGAGUGACGGGUGGUAUGCCUGGUGCCGGAAACAGGUCUUUAUCAUGCCCAGUUUCUGACUGGCGGUCGGAAACGGCGGACUUUUAUAGUCGCCGAGAAGACGCCCAUUUUAUGAACAGCCACGAAGGACAUCCUCGCAGCAUCCCAUUCUGCACCACAAGCUGCAAUACCAAGAAUCUUGUUGCUGUAGGUGACGAAGAAGGGUAUGUGCGUCUGUUGGACACCCAGAAUGAGUUCUCUCAGAUCAACAUGUCGUUCCAGGCGCAUGGCAACGCCAUCAUUGACAUGGCCUUCUCCGACGAUGACUUGCUUCUUGCCACGGCUUCUGGUGACCAAACAGGCAAGGUAUUGGACUUUGUAACGCAGCAGCCCAUUUCGAUCCUCGGUCACCACACCGCAUCCCUCAAACAAGUCCGUUUUCAGCCGGGCCGCGGCGCCAAUUCUGUCCUUGCUACAACUAGUAGAGAUGGCAGCGUACAGAUUUGGGAUCUCCGUUGCCGAGGCGGUCCUGUGCAAGACGUUGCUAUCCGCUCAGAAGCUGGCCUUCACGCUCGUCUCCCUCGCACCCCUAACCCUGGUUGCGUUGUUAACAGCAUCUAUGAUGCCCACUCACGCAUUCCCCAGAAACAGGCUCGCAAUCUGCUACCCGGCGCCAGUAACGUCGACGUGGCCCGGAUAGGCGAGGUACCUGGUCGCCUUGGUGAAGUCUCCGUCACGGCUCUGCAGUUCCUUCCUCCUGGCAGGGAACACCUCUUCCUCACUGCCUGCGAAGCCGAUGCCAGCGUCAAGCUCUGGGACAUCCGCGCCGUGCACACCAGCCGCCACCACAAGUACAGCACGCCCGUCUCCUUUACAGCACCCCUGCCCAGCCACGCCAACUGGCGCCCCUUUGGCAUUUCCUCCAUGGCCCUCGGCGGCGACGGCUCCCGCCUCUACACCCUCUGCAAAGACAACACCGUCUACGCCUACAGCACCGCUCACCUCGUCCUCGGCCACGCCGUCGAGCUCACCGCCGCCCGUCCCGGCGAAGAACCCCCGCGCCGCCGGCACCACAACCACGGCACCGCGCACGAGGGUCUCGGUCCGCUUUACGGCUUCCGCCACCCGCUCUUCCACGCAACCAGCUUUUACGUAAAAUCCGCCAUCCGGCCCGCUAAGAACGGCCACUCGGAGCUCCUGGCCGUCGGCAGCAGCGACGGCGCCGCCGUCCUCUUCCCCACCGAUGAGCGCUACAUCAAGGAAGCCUUUGCCUGGCAGCGCCAGCACCCGAACCAAGAAGACGACGAGUCGUACCUCGUCGGCGAACCCACCUCUUGCAUCCCCGUCACGCCCGCUCGUCCUCGCCUUACCCGCAGCGCCACCACUUCCCUUCUGCCUUCAUCAUCACUGAUGUCCAUGUCUUCUUCGUCAGGAGGAGGAGGACGGCCGGGAACUAGCUCCUCGGCAAGCUUGUUUGGCAUCAAGGGCGGUCAUCACCACUCAUCAAACACACCCAUCAUUCGCCGCGGCACGCCGCUCGUGCGCGGACACGAGAAGGAGGUGGGCGCGCUUACGUGGACGCUGGAUGGCAGCUUGGUGACGGCCAGCGAUGAUUAUCUCGUGAGAUGCUGGCGCGAGGGUCGCGAGGAGGCGGCGGAUUUGAGAACCGGUGGUGAGACGGGCGGGAGGAGGUGGGGGUGUGGAUGGGCGGAUGUGGGAGAUCAGUGGGAUGGGGAUGUUGAUGAUUGGUAAUUUGUUGAUGACGACAUGGGAGAAAUGUGUUAAGACACAAAGGCCAAGAGGAGGAUUACCACGGCAGCGAAAGAGCCGGUAAGAGUCCCGAUAUAUGUAUGAAUCGUGGACUAAGUUGUGGAAGUCGGUUGUACCUAAAGUCCCAUGAUCAUGUUGAAGAGAUUAGAGGCCUGCCUGUCUGUCUGUCUGUCUGUCUGAGCCGGAUGGUUGUCUACCGGUUUUGGGCAAUAUCGGCGGGCUCUGAAGAGGAGGGAGAGGGUUUCUUCAAGAUAUGCCCGGGUUUUUGUUUGCUCUGUUAAACUUUGAUGUCGCGAUUUUGUUGUGGCUGGCUGGCUGGCUGGCUGGCUGGC